Messenger RNA from Metarhizium brunneum ARSEF 3297, 1155 nucleotides. RefSeq lists its product as uncharacterized. The record is from RefSeq and is a predicted model, not a curated record. NCBI's taxonomy places the organism in Eukaryota, Fungi, Ascomycota, Sordariomycetes, Hypocreales, Clavicipitaceae.
AUGUCUCUGCCCAGCGCCACGUCCAAGUCGCUCACACUCACCAAGGCCACCAAAGAUGAAAGAGUCUACAUCUGGACUCGCCACCAGCCCAUCUGGGGCCACAGGCUAACAGCCCAAGCCUACAUCGACAGAGAAGAGCACCUCCUCGCCUACCAGCUCACCAAAGACGGCGGCCUCACCUCGUGGAUCCUCACGGAUCCCACCAGCACCGACGCCCACGGCGCCCCGGGCGGCCGCCCCAUCCUCUCCGCCGUAGAAACAUACCGCAAGCGCGCCGUCGUCCGCGACCCAGCCGGCGCCGUCCGGGACGUCACCGCCCACGGCGUCGCCAGCGUCUUCACCUUCGACGAGUUCCGCCGCCAGGGCUACGCCGGCCGCAUGUUGGCCCUGCUCGGCGAGGCCCUCGCCGCCCAGCAGGCCGAGGACCCCGGCAGCGCCGAGUUCUCCAUCCUCUUCUCCGACAUUGGCAGGGACUUUUACGCCAACCACCAGUGGGUGCCGUUUGCCAGCGCACACCUGACGUUUCCCACUGCGCCGUUUACCACGCCGUACGACGACCGGCUCACGCUCGUAACGGGGGACAAUUUGCAGGAAGUCGCCCGGCUGGACGAGCAGACUCUCCGUAGGAAGAUUGCCCAUCCUCCCGGCCGGGGGUAUACGGUGAGGGCGGCGGUCCUGCCCGAUUUCGCCACGUACGAGUGGCAGAUGGCCAGGGAGAGGUUCUUGUGCGACUACCUGCUGGGCGAGGCGCCGACCGUCCAUGGGGCCAUGUACACGCCCGCGGACGCGCCCGGUUCCCGCGUCUGGAUGCUGUGGUCCAACAUCCUCUAUGGGGGCAAGGAAAAGCCCCAGGAUAACGUCAUGAAUAUCCUCCAUUAUGCCCUUGAGGAUGAGAAUAUUUCCGAUGAGGACUUGUCAAGGGCAUUGGGUGCCAUCAUGGGUCUCGUUCAUACUGAAGCCCAGGCCUGGCUUUGCUCCAGGGUAGACAUGUGGAAUCCCGAUGAGCGGACGCAAAGACUGCUGGAAAAUAUGACUCACCUACAGGGCAAACUGAUUGUUCGGGACCAAACAAACAUUCCAAGCCUCAGAUGGUUUGGUCAAGCACCAGUGUCCGAGGUCGAGUGGGUUGACAAUGAGAAGUUUGAGUGGUGUUGA